Morus notabilis is the source of this 1443-nucleotide messenger RNA. RefSeq lists its product as uncharacterized. The record is from RefSeq and is a predicted model, not a curated record. The transcript has 7 exons. The coding region runs from base 224 to 1186 and encodes 320 amino acids. Lineage: Eukaryota; Viridiplantae; Streptophyta; Magnoliopsida; Rosales; Moraceae.
UAGUCGUUAAGCAAAUGAAGCCAUGGAGAUGAAGAUCUAAACUAAACCCACAAAAUUAAGGAAAAUCCAGACGUUCUGAAUCGGAUUAAAUAUCUGAUUCCUAACCUCUUCUUGAAAAUAUUUACGUUGAUUUGGCAGUCCAAAGCUUUUUUGUCCUUUUUCUUGCUUAAUCGUCUUCUUCAAUCUCCCAUCUUCUGAAGCUGCUUCAGAGAAUACAAUAGAGAUGUGGGUGGAGAUUCUGUGUGGUCUCAUAAUAUACAGAUUGGUGAGGUGCUUCUUCUACGACGACGAUCUUUUAGACCUCGAAACUUCCGAUUCUAAAGCCCUCUUCUCCGUCGCCGAUCGACUUGAAAAGCUUUACGGUGGGAAGGCGUAUCUGGGGCUUCGACUACCAGAUGCCGACACCGCCACCAAACAGAAUAUUGACAUGGUUCUUGUCACCAAAGGGGAGGCAGUGGUGGUAUCUGUAAAGAACCUCUCAGGAUUUGUGUUGGUCAAUCCAAAUGGCAGCUGGGUGUGUGAGAACAAACACAAAACAGAACAUCAUCCCGAUCCAGUGGAAGAAGCUAAAAAACAAGCUUUAGUUCUCGAGUCAUAUCUUGAACAAAGAGGAGUCAUUUUGCCAGAAGGAUACUUGUCAUGCAAAGUUAUACUUCCCAAUCCAAAAUGUUGUACCCUUCAGCCAAACACUUUUCCAUCAGAAGUCAUUACCCAUGACCAGUGGACACAGCUUAAACCAGAACCGAAAAGUAUGUUUUCUGGUUGGAUUAAGGGUGCCUUCCGAGGUGGAAAGAAAGAGAUGCAAGAAUCUAUAGAACAGAAGCUCAAUUUUGUUCUUAGCACGGCUCCAAUGUGGGAUAGGUUGGAGCUCAGAGGUAAUAAAUAUAUCCUCGGGGAAUUUCUGGAGUUCAAGGGAAAGCAAGAAGAUCUUCAGGCCUUGAGGAAUGUUAAAAGAUCAAAAGUUGGUCGUCUGAUCAUCCAGAAGACAAGUAUGCUUGGAUUAGCCCAUUCAACGCUUCAAGUUUUAUAUUCUCCUCGUGACUAUCGAGGUGAAGGGGCUUCGGCUUCUGAAUGGAAGGAAGUAGUCGUGAGAUCGAGCACGGAGGUUCUCUUUCAGCCCGAAAAUUCUACCAAAGUGCGCGAGUUUAAACUUUCUUCAGUUGUCUCCAUGUCACUCAGUGCCUAAACUCUCUAUAACAUGCCUCCCUUAAUAUGUACUGCAGACGUUGCACCACUAGUUAUGUGUCAAAAAUUUUCAUGCGAUAUAAGCAUGCUGUAUAUAUAUAUAUAUAUAGAAAUGGACGUUUAAUUGGAUGAGUUAGUUUUUAAGAUGAAGUGAAAUUGGAAGUAAGUUAAUUCAUAAGGUGUAAAUGAAGAGUAGAAAUUGUUGCGGGCAUUUUGUCCCAGUAUUACACAGGAGAUUUUUUAAUUGAUGGCUCUAAA